AUGGCGGAGGAAAACAAGGCCAACAAAGCUCAUGUUCUUAUCCUUCCGUAUCCAGGCCAAGGCCACAUGAACCCUAUGCUUCAGUUCGCCAAACGCUUAGUCUCCAAGGGCGUCAAAGCCACAAUGGUAACCACCAUCUUCCUCUCCAACUCCAUUCUUUCUGACCCAACCAGCUCUAUUGAUCUCCAGUCAAUCUCUGAUGGCUUCGACGAAGGUGGAUUUGCUCAGGCCGGGAGCCCUGAUGCUUACCUGUCAACUUUCCGGUCAGUAGGCUCUCAAAGUCUGGCAAGUUUAAUCAAGAAACUUGGUGAUACUGAUUUUCCACUUGAUGCCAUUAUCUAUGAUUCAUUUCUGCCUUGGGCACUUGAUGUUGCAAGGCAGUUUGGGUUACUCGGAGCAGUGUUUUUCACGCAGUCUUGUGCUGUUAACAGCAUAAAUUAUCAUGUGAGCGAGGGGCUUCUUAAGCUGCCACUUGAAGGACCUAAUGUUUCCCUUCCUGGAUUACCUCUAUAUAAAGUUUCCGAGCUGCCAUCUGUAGUGUAUCUUUAUGGAUCAUACCCGGCCUGGUUUGAUGUGAUCGUGAAUCAAUUCUCCAAUGUUGAUGCAGCUGAUUGGGUUCUGGUAAACACAUUUUACGAAUUGGAGAAAGAGGUUGUAGAUUGGAUGUCAGAAAUCUGGAAGCUAGGGACAGUAGGUCCAACCAUUCCAUCCAUGCACUUGGACAGAAGGCUAGAAGGUAACAAUGACUAUGGCAUGAAUCUCUUCAACCCAAACACUGACACUUGCAUGAAUUGGCUAAAUGGCAAGCCAAAUGGUUCAGUGGUCUAUGUCUCAUUUGGGAGCUUGGCAGAACUAGGAGUCGAAGAAAUGGCAGAGAUAGCUUGGGGUUUGAAAGUAAGCAAUUGCUACUUCUUGUGGGUAGUGAGGGAAUCAGAAGAGACCAAGCUGCCAAAUAAUUUCAAAGAGGAGACUGGGGAGAAGGGUUUGAUGGUGGCAUGGUGCCCUCAGUUGGACGUGCUGGCACAUGACUCGGUGGGAUGCUUUCUUACUCAUUGUGGCUAUAAUUCUGUUCUUGAAGCAUUGUGUUUAGGGGUUCCAAUGCUGGGAAUGCCGCAAUGGGCUGACCAAGCCACAAAUGCAAAGCACGUUGAAGAGAUUUGGGGAAUUGGAAUUAGAGCCUUCCAUGAUGAGAAAGGUAUUGUGAGAGGAGAGAUUAUACAACAGUGCAUAAAGGAACUAAUGGAAGGAGAAAGGGGCAAAGAGGUUAAGGAAAAUGCAAACAAGUGGAAGAAUUUGGCUAGAGACGCAACUGAUGAAGGUGGCAGUUCAGAUAAGAACAUUGAUGAAUUUGUGGCAAAACUACUCGAUGCCUAG
Theobroma umbraticum is the source of this 1374-nucleotide messenger RNA. Its product is annotated as UDP-glycosyltransferase 74G1-like. Gene Ontology annotation, molecular function: quercetin 7-O-glucosyltransferase activity; quercetin 3-O-glucosyltransferase activity. The record is from RefSeq and is a predicted model, not a curated record. NCBI's taxonomy places the organism in Eukaryota, Viridiplantae, Streptophyta, Magnoliopsida, Malvales, Malvaceae.